AUGAAGCGAGUCCCGCGGGCCGCCCUGGCCCUGGGGCUGCUGCGCCUCUGCCUGGCCCAGGCCAACUUCGCCCCCUACUUUUUCGACAAUGGGGUCGGCAGCACCCACGGAAACAUGGCGCUGUUCAGCCUCCCGGAGGACACUUCUGUAGGCUCUCACGUGUACACACUAAACGGCACAGACCCUGAGGGAGACCCCGUCUCCUACCACAUCAGCUUUGACCCCAGCACUAGAAGUAUCUUUUCUGUUGAUGCCAACUGUGGAAACGUCACCUUGGUUGAAGAGCUGGACCGGGAGAGGGAGGACGAGAUCGAAGCCAUCAUCAGCAUCUCUGACAGCCUAAAUCAGGUGGCAGAAAAAGUCGUGAUCCUGGUAACUGACGCCAAUGACGAGGCGCCCAGUUUCAUCCAGGAGCCAUAUGUCAUCCUGGUUCCUGAGGACACACCUGCUGGGAGCAGCAUCUUUAAGGUCCAUGCGGUGGACAGGGACACAGGCUCUGGAGGGAGUGUCACUUACUUCCUGCAGAAUCCACACUCCACCAAAUUUGCCAUGGACCGCCACAGUGGCGUGCUGCGCCUGCGGGCAGGGACCACGCUGGACUACGAGAAGGCCCGGGCACACUUUGUCACGGUGGUCGCCAAGGACGGCGGAGGGAGGCUCCGGGGGGCUGACGUCGUGUUUUCAGCCACCACCACCAUCACAGUCAGUGUGGAGGACGUCCAGGACACGGCCCCUGUCUUUGUGGGCACACCAUACUACGGCUACGUGUACGAGGACACGCUUCCGGGCUCGGAGGUGCUGACCGUGGUGGCCAUGGACGGAGAUCGGGGCAAACCCAACCACAUUCUCUACGGCCUCGUGAACGGGAGUGAUGGAGCCUUUGAAAUUAAUGAGACGUCCGGAGCCAUCUCGGUCAUGCAGAGCCCUGCCCAGCUCCGAAGAGAGGUGUAUGAGCUGCACAUACAGGUGACUGAGGUCGGCUCUGAAGGGCAUCCAGGUGACCACGCCAUGGUCUCAGUCAUCAUCAGGGUCGUGGACCUCAACAACCACCCCCCGACAUUCUACGGAGAGAAUGGACCCCAGGACAGGUUUGAGCUGUCCAUGUUUGAGCACCCGCCCCAGGGUGAGAUCCUUCGGGGCCUCAAGAUCACCGUCAAUGACUCAGACCAGGGAGCCAAUGCCAAAUUUAACUUGCGGCUGGUGGGACCCGGGGGCAUCUUCCGAGUGGUCCCCCAGACAGUCCUGAAUGAAGCCCAAGUCACGAUCAUUGUGGAGAACUCAGCUGCCAUUGACUUUGAAACAUCUAAAGUGUUAACCUUCAAGCUUCUGGCCGUGGAGGUGAACACCCCAGAGAAGUUCAGCUCCACAGCGGAUGUGGUGAUCCAGCUCCUAGAUACCAACGACAAUGUCCCCGAGUUCACCUCCCACUACUACGUUGCCAGGAUCCCCGAGAAUGCUCCUGGGAGCUCUAACGUGGUGGCUGUCACAGCGGUGGAUCCAGACACAGGCCCCUGGGGCGAAGUCAAAUACUCCAUCUACGGGCCUGAGGCCAACCUGUUCCUGAUCCACCCCUCUACUGGGAUCAUCUACACCCAGCCCGGGGCCAGCCUGGAUGCUGAGACCACUGCCAGGUACAACUUCUAUGUGAAGGCCGAAGACCUGGAGGGCAGGUACAGCCUGGCUGAGGUGUUCGUCACUCUACUGGAUGUCAAUGACCACUACCCCCAGUUUGGACAGAACAUCCAGGAGAAGACCAUGGUGCUAGGGACCCCGCUGAAAAUUGAGGCCACAGACCAGGACGCAGAGGAGCCCAACAACUUGGUAGACUAUUCCAUCACCCAUGCAGAGCCAGCCAACGUGUUCGAAAUCGAUGCACGCACAGGCGAGAUCCGGCUGAAGAACUUCAUCCAUUCCCUGGACGCCUUGCACAACAUCACAGCUGGCGGGGAUGGCACAUGGUCCCUUGAGGUACAGGCCAAGGACCGUGGCUCCCCAUCCUUCAGCACCACAGCCUUGCUCAGAAUUGAGAUCACAGACACCGAGGCGCUGUCCCGGGGCCCCAUGGCCACCUUCCUGAUGCAGACCAAAGACAACCCCAUGAAGGCUGUGGGUGUGCUGGCUGGCAUCAUGGCCAUCGUUGUGGCCAUCACUGUGCUCAUCUCCACGGCCACCUUUUGGCGCAACAAAAAGUCCAACAAGGUCCUGCCCGUGCGGCGCGUGCUCCGCCGGCGGCCCAGCCCCACACCCCGCACUCUCCGCAUUGAGUGGCUCAAGUUCAGGAAGGCAAAGGCUGCAGCCAAGUUUGUCCUCAAAGAGGAUGCUCCCAAUGAGAACUGCAACAACAACAGGCUGGGGAGCUCACUGCCCCCCAGAGCCCCAGCGCCUCCACCUCCACCCAGAGUGGUGCCCACCAUGGGCACUGCUCACUGGACAGUGCCUACGGUCUCUGGCUCACUGGCCCCCCAGCAGCCCCAGAGGUCACCUAAGCCAAAGGCCUUGGGAAGCUCCGUCCAGUCAGCUCUGGUUUCAGAGCUCAAGCAGAAGUUUGAGAAGAAGAGUGUAGACAACAAGGCUUACUUCUAGAGUGUUCUUGUCCCCCCUGCUUCCACAUGACUGUCCUGCCACUUGGACCAUGCUCCCCACCCUCUGCUCCUUAGGGUCAACCCUGUUCUUUACAAUGGUGGAACCCCACAUACAGAGCCCUGACACCCUUUUCUCUGGCUGUGGGGUGCAUCUAUCCAAUACUUCCCAGUUCCCCAGAUCCUUGACCCACCACCAUGCCUCUCUCUGCAAAGGCUAGCAACCGACAAGGAGCCAGCUCUCUGUGUCUGCCACUCACUCAUCCCAGUCCUCCCAGACCCGCAGGUCCUACUGGGUCUCAGCACCCUUGGCCAAGGAGCAGAGCUCUGGCCAUCUGUGAUAAGGCCAAAUAGAAUCUGGAUCCUGGAGCCUCCAGCUAAGAGUAGCGCAGGAAAAGGGGCUCAGUCCUGGACAAGGUUGGAGGGCAGAGAACCUUGAGCUGUAGGAUAACAAAUGCCAGCAAAGGAGGGCAGCGAAGUCCUGGGAUUCCUGCUGAUUCUGGGGCCAUUCAUGGCUGCCUUGGGGAAGACGAGGGUGGUGUUGGGGCAGAGUGUAGGCUCCUGCUAUGCCCAGUGGUACCAAGACGUGGAGGGCGUAAGAUGGGCCUUGCCAUGAGUGAGAGCAGAUGACCCUGCAAGGGCUGCCUCAGACCCAGAAAUUUCCACAUGGUGGUGGCCCUAGAGGCAUCUGGAGGAGCAUCAGGACCCCUUUCUGAGGGGCUGCCUCACCAGAGGUCCUUGAAGAGGUAGUGAGGGGUUGUACAUGGACAUCAGGAUGGAGAUCUGGGAGACGUCCAUGUCCAUGUGUAACCUUGGGAAUGUCGUUCAAACUCCCCGAUCAUCUUCCUCAUCUGUAAGUGAAGACAGGAAGUCCUGCUGCCUCGCUCAUGAGUCUAGGAUGAGCAUGGAAGAAAAGGUGAGGAGGGCUUUAACAAGUUGCAAAGAGGAACAAAUCUAAAGUAUUUUGUGAAGGGUCAGUUCUCUGGAGUCCAGCUCUUCCAGAAAGUAUUUGUUUCCACUCAUUGGCUCUUCUGAGCACACCCUAGAGGCUGGUGGAGCUCGGGCUGGGUGCUCUUGAUCAGCGUCACCCUUCUGUUCCCCCAUGGCAUUGCCCCUGCCUUCCCUUCCCCCAUCACUGCG
Messenger RNA from Loxodonta africana (African savanna elephant), 3719 nucleotides. It is a transcript of the gene CDHR1, whose product is annotated as cadherin related family member 1. NCBI's taxonomy places the organism in Eukaryota, Metazoa, Chordata, Mammalia, Proboscidea, Elephantidae. Gene Ontology annotation, molecular function: calcium ion binding; cadherin binding. Gene Ontology annotation, biological process: cell morphogenesis; homophilic cell-cell adhesion; multicellular organism development. The record is from RefSeq and is a predicted model, not a curated record. The coding region runs from base 1 to 2583 and encodes 860 amino acids. Gene Ontology annotation, cellular component: plasma membrane; adherens junction; catenin complex. The transcript has 17 exons.